Anthostomella pinea is the source of this 222-nucleotide messenger RNA. Lineage: Eukaryota; Fungi; Ascomycota; Sordariomycetes; Xylariales; Xylariaceae. The record is from the annotation of a GenBank genome assembly.
AUGGACAGCUCAAAGACCCCAACCAACCCCCAGACCGGCUCGACUGCGUCCCGACGAAGAAGCUCCGGACCUGCCUUCGACGGCCUGAUGGCCCACAAGCGAUCCAAUGACCCUGAGUGUAUGGCACGACGGGCCAGUCUUCACGAUCAGAAGCCUCAGGCGGGCUUCUUCGGUACGAUGUGGAAUAACUUCACGCGAGGCCCGUCCAGCCCUACGAAGUAG